Miscanthus lutarioriparius is the source of this 4524-nucleotide messenger RNA. The record is from the annotation of a GenBank genome assembly. Lineage: Eukaryota; Viridiplantae; Streptophyta; Magnoliopsida; Poales; Poaceae.
AUGGCUGGGUAUAUGUCAAGAGGGCCCCAAAAUGGUUCUGUGUAUGUCUGCAAUCUACCUCCUGGAACUGAUGAGAAUAUGUUGGCUGAAUAUUUUGGCACCAUAGGGUUGCUAAAGAAGGACAAAAGGACUGGGCGCCCAAAAAUUUGGAUAUAUAGGGACAAAGUUACCAAUGAACCAAAGGGUGAUGCAACAGUCACCUAUGAGGAUCCACAUGCUGCUUCAGCUGCUGUGGAAUGGUUCAAUAACAAGGAUUUCCAUGGGAGCACUAUUCAGGUUCACAUAGCCGAGUCAAAAAGCAAAGAUGCAUUCGAUAACCCCACGAGUUUGAACAUCAUUGCUGGUGUCGGUGAACAAGAUGAACUGGAUAACGGAGCAGGCAGAGGUAGAGGACGUGGUGAUGGUCCAGGCAAGGCUUGGCAGCAAGAUGGGGAUUGGAUGUGUCCAAAUACAAGUUGUGGCAAUGUAAAUUUUGCCUUCCGUGGUGUUUGUAAUCGAUGUGGAGCUGCACGCCCUUCUGGUGCUGGUGGAGCUGGUGGUGGCGGUGGCGGUAGGGGUAGAGGCCGUGGUAGCUCUGAUGCAAGAGGAAGCAGUCAUGCUGGUGCUGGUGCUGCUGCUGUUGGUGGUCCACCUGGAUUGUUUGGCCCAAAUGAUUGGCCAUGUCCAAUGUGUGGCAACAUCAACUGGGCUAAGCGGAGCAAAUGUAAUAUAUGUAACACCUCCAAGCCUGGUACCAAUGAAGGUGGUGUGAGGGGUGGCCGUGGUGGUGGGUACAAAGAGCUUGAUGAAGAAGAACUAGAGGAAGUUAAAAAACGUCGGAAAGAGGCUGAGGAGGAUGAUGGAGAGAUCUAUGAUGAAUUUGGCAACCUGAAAAAGAAAUUUCGCUCUAAGGCUCUGCAUACCGAAAGUGCACAGGCACUUCCUGGGUCUGGACGUGCUGGAUGGGAAGUUGAGCAUCUUGGUUCUAGUGAAAGGGAAGGCAGGGAGAGGAGCAGGGAUCGUGGUAGGGAUGACUACGAUGAAAAGGAAACCAGGAAAAGAGAGAGAGGUGAUCAUGGAAGGGACCAGCGCCGGAGCCGGAGCCGGAGCCGGAGCCGGAGCGGAGCCGAGACCGUGAAAGGGAAAGGGGGAGGGAGAGGAGAAGUAGGGAGCGUGACCGGGACCGCCGCCACAGGAAUGGAAGUUAAUUGGCUACUUACAAAACAUGAAUGCCUUAUUGACAUUGCAGUAAACAUCAGAACUUGUUAUGUAAAAGUGGAAGAUGAUGGUUGUGGUAUUACACGAGAUGAAUUGGUUCUCUUGGGAGAAAAAUAUACAACAUCCAAAUUUCAUAAUGUGAUGGUCGACGAGGAGCUCAGUUCUAGAAGUUUUGGACUAAAUGGAGAAGCACUCGCAUCACUUUCUGAUAUCUCUGUGGUUGAAGGAUCUAAAUGCAUACAUCUGGGGAUAGAUGACAAGAGGGAAGUUGUCGGCACCACUGUUGUUGUUCGGGAGCUUUUUUACAAUCAACCAGUACGGAGGAAACAAAUACAAUCUAGUGAGAAAAGAGAACUACAUCAUGUGAAGAAGUGUGUCUUGCAAAUUGCGCUUAUUCAUCCACAGAUUUCACUCAGACUCCUUGAUAUUGACAGUGAAGAUGAGUUGCUAUAUACAACCUUUUCGUCAUCCCCUUUGCCUCUUAUAUCAAAAAAUUUUGGGGACGAUGUCUCCAGAUGUCUCCAUGAGAUAACUGCCUCUGACCAGGGCUGGGUUCUUUCAGGUCACAUAUCUGGACCUGCAGAUGUGUUUUGUAUGAAGAGCAGGAAGAGGCAGAAGACUGACAUCUACCCUGCUUUUAUACUAAACUUUUACUGCCCUAGAUCCAGCUACGAUCUACAUUUUGAGCCUACAAAAACCAUUGUGGAAUUCAAGGAUUGGCGAACUGUCUUGCUUUUCUUUGAACAAACUGUCACAAAUUACUGGAAGAAGCAUCAACUGCAAUCACCAAAAGUGAAAUUGAAUAAGGGCAUCCUGAAAGAUCAUAAUGUGCAGAACGAGAAAGAGUAUGCUGGCUUCGAAAGCACUCAGCAGAAGAAUGCAAUCAGAGACACCAACAGUGAUAUGAGUUCCACAAGAGCAACAAGAAAUUCACGCUGCUUUUCUUUUUUUAUGGAGCCAUCCAUUCAGAAUAUCUGUUUCUCUGGAAGGAUCACUAAUUCAAGCCGCCCGAAUGACAAUGUUGCCAGUAUUGAUUACAAGUUAGGGUAUAAGCAAAUGCAUUCUCCUGAAAGUGGCAGUUAUAAGUGGUUAGACGAUGGCCCUUCCCAGUUAGAUGAUGAUAUUUCAAGUGUUAACCCAACUUGUUGGAAAAGGCAAAGGACAGAAGGUAUAUUCCAUGAGUAUGCAUAUUCUGGUAAUCUUGGAAUGGUGGAAGAUGUGCCAACUGAAGGUUUUUUCACUCACAAACAAGAGUCUGAGCUGAUUGGUCCAGAAGUUGAAAUACCAGAAUCUUGCUUCAGGGCUCUCAAUAGGCCAAACGGAAUGGCGUCUGAUUUUGUGCAAAAUAAAACCAACUUAAAGGCACAAACCUCAGGCUGGGAUGGAUUAUAUGACAGGUUUGAUAAAUUAAAUGGGGAUUGCUUCAAUGAAGCCACAGAAACAAUCACUGAUAUUUCUUACCCAGAGAUGUUACAGUUCAGUAAUGGAUUUUAUCAUGAUGGUAGCACUUCCAGGGGCUCCUGUAGAAUUUUGAAAAAGUUCAGAGCCAGUAAGAAAUUGGGGACUGCAGCUGGAUGUGCUGAAGCACUAGAGGCUGAUGCUAUUAACCAGAUGAAUUUCCCUGAUAUUCAUGCUCUGUGGAACAGUGACUUGAUAGAUAGGUCCUCCAUCAAGGAUACUUUAAAUCAUUUUCCUCAUCCAUCCUUGUUGGCUGAUACGCCUUGCAGUCAUCCAAGGACCUUGCACACACUUUACAGGAAAUCAGAUAAAUGCUUUAGUUCUUGGAACUGUAAAAAUGUUGACAGCAAUAUUAGAUUUGAUUUGAACAGAUUUAGCAAUGAUUCGUCUAUAAUAUUUGAAGGAACUAAACAUUUCGAUAACUUUGACAAUGAAAUACAGCCGCUUAAUUACUUCAAUAAUAAGUGUGGUUCAACCGACCAGCUUGGUUCUGAAGAAGACCUGAUAACUUGGAAAUCAAAAUUCGACAUGAGGUUGUCAGUCAAUAUUUCUCCUGAGAGAAGUGAUAAUGGUCGCCGUUUGAAUGUUCCUUCUUCGAAUAUGGCAAAUGGCAGCCUGCUUACUCAAGAUCUGCUGAAUCAACACAACUCUGGACUAAAUCAGAGACCCAGGACUUCCAAGGGUAGUAGAUUUAGGAGUCAUUCUGCUCCACCAUUUUAUAGAGGGAAACUGAAAUUCUCUAGAUUAAAUGUGCCACUGAGCAAACCGAGCACAGAUAGCGAUAAAGAUAUCUGCAUCAAUAACCCCGAAGACAAUGCACCUGCACCUGUGGAUAUCUCAUAUAUGAGUUCAACCCAGCCUGUUCCUGAGACUGAUACCGGUGAUUUUCCAGACUUAAAUUUCAGCUCGAACAGAUUUGUGAAAAUGUCUGAAGUUGCAUGUUCUGAUGGGAUUGAGGACUCCACUGCUCAAAUAACUAAAUGGCGAGAUGACCCUGUCCAGCAUACAGCUUUGAACUUGCCACAUGGUCCUGUUGGAUGCUAUGAUGAUAUACUUAGCAUUUCUUCUGGGACCUUACAUCUCUCUUGUAGCUCGCUAAUUCCUGAAUGUGUUGACAAGAACUGCUUUGAGGAGGCAAGGGUUUUGUUGCAGCUGGACAAGAAAUUUAUUCCCGUCAUAUCUGGGGAAACUAUCCUCCUUGUCGAUCAGCAUGCAGCUGAUGAAAGGAUACGUUUAGAGGAGCUCCGUAGCAAGGUUUUAUCAGAAGGACAUGAAGUUAGUUACUUGGACUCUGAGGAGGAAUUGUCUCUCCCUGAGACUGGGUUUCAACUGUUCCAGAAGUAUGCUGAGCAGAUUCAGAAAUGGGGCUGGAUCAUCAGCAGCGGGAGCAAUUCAUCUGAAUCAUUCAAAAAGAACAUGAACAUUUUGAAGAGGCAAGUCCGUCUUGUUACUCUUGUUGCUGUUCCAUGUAUUUUGGGUGUCAAAUUGACUGGGAAAGAUCUCAUGGAGUUUAUUUGGCAGCUUGAUGAGACUGAUGGAUCGUCAGAUAUCCCCCCAGCAGUUCUCCGUAUUCUUAACUUCAAAGCUUGCAGAGGAGCGAUCAUGUUUGGCGACUCCUUACUACCAUCUGAAUGCUGUCUGAUUAUUGAAGAACUGAAAGCAACAUCUCUAUGCUUCCAGUGUGCUCAUGGGCGCCCAACCACGGUGCCCAUCUUGAACGUCACAUCCCUCCACGAGGAGCUAGCGAGGCUCCAAAUGCUGAGUGGAACGCAGGCAGAGACCUGGCACGGCUUGGGGCACCAUGAACCCAGCCUUGAGCGUGCUCAGAUGCGCCUCGAACGACUGAGAAAGCUACGCCGCGGCCUGUAG